Molecule: messenger RNA, 3357 nt
Organism: Centropristis striata (black sea bass)
Lineage: Eukaryota; Metazoa; Chordata; Actinopteri; Perciformes; Serranidae
Exons: 14
Coding region: 631-3096 (821 amino acids)
Biological process (GO): negative chemotaxis; axon guidance; neural crest cell migration
Molecular function (GO): semaphorin receptor binding; chemorepellent activity
Source: RefSeq, a predicted model, not a curated record
UGAUCCUGAUCAAAGGGUUAAUAUAAAUAUUAUUUGCGGUGUCACCUGAUUGGCUGCCUCUUUUAAAGAAAGGUACAAUCAGGAGUCACGUGACCAGGAGCUGCUGACGGAGAGGAGCCGCCUGCUGAAGCUCCCAUAGAGGUCUAUGAUCGCUCCCCGCCUGCCUGCAGGAGUUACUAGAGUGGAGACGUUACAGGUGGAGCAGCGCGAGCGGAUCUAUCCGACACCACGAAACAAAACCAGCUGCAGCGGUUUCUGAUCUGGAUUUUAUUUAUUAUUACAGCUCCCGCGCUGGGCUCCAUUAAAAUGAUCUCCUCCAGCCUCCCUCUGCAGUAGCUGGCCAGCAUGGCUCCUGCUGCUCCUCCUACUGAGGACACCAGUAGCUCGUUAGCGCUGCGCUGGAGGCUAACGCCGACAUAGAUACUCUCACUGACUUCUAACUGCUGCGCUGCUCUCAUCAGGCCUGGUCCAACAUACUUAUGAACUGCCGUCAGAGGACACUAACCUCACCACCCUAUAACAACGUCUGGACGGAGACCCUGGACCAUGGUCUGUCUCUGAUCAGGAGUCCUGGUGGCGGAGCUGGACUGUGCAGCUCUUCCACUCUGAGACCAACCUGGACCCUGAGCCAUGUCUCUCCUCUCAGCCCUGAGCAUCGUCUGGGGAUUGAUGCUCCACGUUUCCUUCGCUGCACCCGACGAUCAAUACUGUGUCCCCCGAAACACUGUCCCCUUCCAGAACGAGCUGAAGUUGUUCAGAGAAGACGGGAUCUUCAACUACUCCACCAUGCUGCUGAGAGACGAGCUGGGCGUCCUGCUGCUGGGCGCCAGAGAGGCCGUCUACGCCCUGGACAUCAACGACGUCUCCGUCAGGAAGUCUGCCGUGUACUGGCGAGUCACCGAGGAGAAGCAGAGGGAGUGCACGUACAAAGGGAAACAUGCUGAGGUGGAAUGCCGAAACUACAUUCGAACCCUGCACAGAGUGAACGACACCACCAUGUAUGUGUGUGGCACCAACGCUUUCAGCCCCACCUGUGAUUACAUGACGUUUGUUAAUGGACAGCUGAGGCUGAAGGGAAAGCAGGAGGAGGGGAAGGGGAAGUGUCCUUUUGAUCCCUUCCAGAGAUACUCCUCCCUCAUGGUCGGAAAUGACCUGUAUUCUGCUACAUCCAUCAACUUUUUGGGCUCUGAGCCGGUGGUUCUACGCAGCUCUGACUUGGCUCUCCGCACCGAGUUUAAGAGCUCCUGGCUCAGUGAGCCAAACUUUGUCUACAUGGACUUUGUGGGUGAGAGUGUUAACAGUCCUGAUGGUGACGAUGAUAAAGUGUACAUGUUCUUCAGUGAGAACGCAAUGGAGUACGACUUCUACAGCAAAGUGGCCGUGUCCCGAGUGGCACGUGUCUGCAAGGGGGAUAUGGGCGGCCAGCGGACGCUGCAGAGGAAAUGGACGUCGUUCCUGAAAGCUCGUCUGGAUUGUUCCCUCCCUGAACCCAGCCUGCCCCCGAUUGUCCAGGACGUCUUCCUGCUGAAGGACGACGACUGGAGGAACAACGUCUUCUACGCCGUCUUCACGCCGCAGUCGAGCUUGUCUCAGGUCUCUGCAGUUUGUGCGUACACCGUGUCUGCCAUUCGAGAUAUCUUCAACGAGGGCAAGUUUAAAACGCCUGUUGCCGUGGAGACGUCUCACGUCAAAUGGGUGAUGCACACCGGAGACGUGCCGGUCCCCAGACCAGGAGCGUGCAUCAAUACUGUGGCACGUAAACUGGGGAUGAAUCGCUCUCUGGACCUUCCUGACAAAACCCUCCAGUUCAUCAGGGACCGGCCCCUCAUGGACGAGGCCGUCCACCCGCUGACAGGAGGCCCGCUGCUGCUCAAGAAGGGAGCUCUGCUGACUCGGAUUGUGGUGGACAGCGUGUUGGCGCUGGACGGACAGAGAUACGCCGUCAUGUUCAUCGGCACGGAAAACGGUUACGUUCAGAAGGCUGUCAACUACGACGGGGAGAUGUUCAUCAUCGAGGAGAUUCAGCUGUAUGAAACCUCGGUGCCCAUCAGCAUCCUGCGCCUCUCAGCCACCAAGGGUCAGCUGUAUGCAGGUUCAGCGUCCGGUGCGGUCCAGAUGGCGGUCAGUAACUGUAGCCGCUAUGAGUCCUGUGUGGACUGUGUCCUGGCCCGGGAUCCGUACUGCUGCUGGGACUUCAGCAGCAGGAGCUGCUCCUCAGUCCACAGCUUCUCCUCCUCCUCCUCAAACUCUGUAAUACAGAGUCUGAAGGAGGGAAACAUCUCACAGUGUCCCCAGCCAGCUCCGGUAGCAGCGGUGGACUUUAACCUAGUUCCAGGGAACAACAUCCAGCUGCCCUGCCAGCUCCACUCCAACCUGGCUCAGGUCCUGUGGCGCUUCUCUGACCAAACACUUCACUCCAACAACAAAUACUACAUCUACAGCGGAGGCCUGCUCCUCCUGAGGGCCUCCGAGUCAGACGCCGGCUUCUACACCUGCAGCUCUGUGGAGCAGAUUAACGGCAAAAAAACCUACAACCGGACUGUGGCGGUUUAUCGAUUACAGCUGUACUCAGGGCCAGAGGAGGGGGGGGGCACCACUCCUAGCACGGAGGUGACAAAUUCCUCAAACUCUUCUCACAGUGGGACUACAGCUGGGCCGGGGCCGGGGCCGGGGCCGGGGCCGGGGUUGGUGUUGGAGCCAGACCCGACCCCCGAGGACCCCGUGUCCCCCGAGACCCAGAGCGACACCAGCAGGGUGACCCGCCUGGAGGUGGCGGUGGGUCUGCUGUCCCUGCUCUGCCUCUCCCUGAUGGGGGUCUUGUUCUGGAUCUGGUUCCAGGGACGCUGGGAAUGCUUCAAGCUCCCGAAGCGCGCCACAGACAGCGAGGCCAAGAGGCAGUCGGCCGAGUACAUGAGCAUCCCCAACAGAACUUCAGAGAUCAAACUCCUGGGGCCGGAGCCGGGCGGAGCGCGCAGUGCCAAUAAUAAUCACUCUGCUGUGGAGUUCAAAGGGAACGGGGAGCACCACUUCACACCCAUGGCCAAGAUCUCCAGUCUGGACGGGCUGGGAUACAUUAAUGAUGAGUCAGAGAUUUGAUGCUGCAGCUAUAGUUAGGAUUCAGGCCAACAACAGUCCAAGUGCACUAAUUAUCUUCCUUUAAGUGUGUGAAUGUAAGACAACGUUUUCACAUUAUCAAUUCUUCUGAUUGGUGUUCUGGUUCUCCUCGGUCCAUCGGUUCUGAGCUCUGACUGGCAGCUGGUUCACUGAACAAAGAGACUUUUCAGGAUUUCUGGUGGAAUUUUCACUCCAGGAAAGACAUUUAUAUAUAUAUAUAUAUAUAUAUAUAUAUAUAUAUAU